UAUUAACUCCUUCGUCAUUUCCAAUCCUGUUAUGGCAUUUGGACUCCGAACCAAGAGCUUUGGGUUCAUAGAAGGAGAGCCUGAGUUUGUGAGUGCAUUCCAAUGGUGGAACCAGAUUGAUGACUCGGAUCAAUGGCAGAGAGGCACUUACUAUGCCCUUUGUGUCGCUUAUACGUUGGUCUCAUUUAUUGCCCUGGUACAACUGGUGCGAAUUCAAAUAAGGGUACCUGAAGAUGGGUGGACAAUGCAGAAGAUUUUCCACUUGAUGAACUUUGUUGUCAAUGGAUUGAGGGCUGUCCUUUUCGGUUUAUACAAAAGUGUUUUUGCAAUAAGAGCAAAGGCACUAGAGCAGAUGUUAAUGGAGCUUCCUAGUCUUCUGUUUUUUUCUACGUGUACAUUGCUUGUCUUGUUCUGGGCUGAGAUAUAUCACGAGGCAAGAAGUGAACCCUCACAGAAACUUAGGCCUGCUUAUGUUAUUAUCAAUGGUUUUAUUUACUUGGUACAGAUCUGCCUCUGGAUUUACAUGUGGAUUUACAUGAUUGCAAGCAAAACUGCUACAGGCUUGGAAGCUGCAGAACUCUUCCUUUCAGGUUAUUUCUAUCAACAUGACUUUAGUUGAUGACUUUUUUGUGUCUAUUUAAUUUUCAUCUUGCCCUCAAAUAAUGUUGUUGGAAAUGUUGUUGGAAUUCCU
Molecule: messenger RNA, 691 nt
Organism: Vigna umbellata (rice bean)
Lineage: Eukaryota; Viridiplantae; Streptophyta; Magnoliopsida; Fabales; Fabaceae
Source: RefSeq, a predicted model, not a curated record